Molecule: messenger RNA, 890 nt
Organism: Cuscuta campestris
Lineage: Eukaryota; Viridiplantae; Streptophyta; Magnoliopsida; Solanales; Convolvulaceae
Source: the annotation of a GenBank genome assembly
GCUGUUGUUGCGAAUGACUAGGGCAGUUAAACACUCGGCACAUGCCAUCUACAUGGUUAAGUGUUGUUGGGAAUCUUAGGCUGAAGGGUAUGGAUCUCUUCUCCCGUCUCUUGCACUUGCCACAUCUGCCAUGUCAAUAAACUUAGUCUGCUCUCCUGGUGGGGUGUGGCUGCAGUCCAUGCCAAACGGGAAGAAGAGUGGGCCUUUGAUCUGGCAUUUAGACCUUAGUAACCUCUACAUUAUAUCUGACCGUCAUGAGUGCAUUCUAUAUGCUGUUGAACAAGUGUUCACCUCCGUUUCUCACGGGUAUUGUUCUGGGCACAUACUUCGCAAUCUCAAAUCCAAAUUUAGAGGGAAAUCAGAGGUGAUUCGGUGGAAAUUUAAAGGUGCUGCUCGCGCAGCUACCGUCAAGGAAUUCGAAGAGUAUCUUCAACUGCAGGAUGAUGAAGAUCCUCGAAUAAGGGAAUACCUCAACAAAAUUGGGAAUUCAAAGUGGUCUAGAUGCCAUAGCGACAAAUCUCAUUAUUCUAGUAUGACAUCAAAUCUCGCUGAGUCAUUGAAUAAUGUGAAUAAUAGUGCUAAGGAGUUUCCUGUUGCAAAGCUUGUUGAAUUCAUUCGUGAUAAGAUGCAACUGUGGUUUCAUGAAGGUCAGAAAUUGCUAGUUCCACUCGCACCCCUCUUCCUAAAAAACAUGAGGCUGUCCUAAUUCAAAUGCAACGUGAAGCAUUUCGUAUGAAGGUAAAGCCAUCAUGUCCAUAUGAGUUUAAAGUUAUUGAUUUUCAUUCGUGCUCUUACGUGGUCAAUUUAAAGGACAAAACAUGCACAUGUUAUGAAUUCCAACUUGAUCAAUUUGUUUGCGUUCAUGUUGUGGCCGCUAUUGGGAGACGUUU